Messenger RNA from Lutra lutra (Eurasian river otter), 4046 nucleotides. It is a transcript of the gene RUNX3, whose product is annotated as RUNX family transcription factor 3. Gene Ontology annotation, biological process: hemopoiesis; regulation of cell differentiation; neuron differentiation. The record is from RefSeq and is a predicted model, not a curated record. Bases 16 to 1413 code for a protein of 465 amino acids. Lineage: Eukaryota; Metazoa; Chordata; Mammalia; Carnivora; Mustelidae. Gene Ontology annotation, cellular component: nucleus. Gene Ontology annotation, molecular function: RNA polymerase II cis-regulatory region sequence-specific DNA binding; ATP binding; DNA-binding transcription factor activity, RNA polymerase II-specific. The transcript has 6 exons.
UUCCGCAACGACGAAAUGGCGCGCACUGGGCCGGGGUCAGAUCCCGGCCGCGAUCUGGCGGCCACUUUCGGAUUCUAUCCUUCUUCGCUUCCGAGGCUUGGAAUUUGUUGCGCUGCACCUGUCAAGCGCCGAGAACAACGAAUACUCAGCCCAGUCUCCAGACGGCAGAGACUCGACCCGAGCACCAGCCGCCGCUUCACACCUCCCUCCACGGCCUUCCCCUGCGGCGGCGGCGGCGGCGGCGGCAGCGGCGGCGGCAAGAUGGGCGAGAACAGCGGCGCGCUGAGCGCGCAGGCGGCGGUGGGGCCGGGCGGGCGCGCCCGGCCGGAGGUGCGCUCGAUGGUGGACGUGCUGGCGGACCACGCGGGCGAGCUCGUGCGCACCGACAGCCCCAACUUCCUCUGCUCCGUGCUGCCCUCGCACUGGCGCUGCAACAAGACGCUGCCCGUCGCGUUCAAGGUGGUGGCGCUGGGGGACGUGCCCGACGGAACAGUGGUGACCGUGAUGGCUGGCAAUGAUGAGAAUUACUCUGCGGAGUUGCGUAAUGCCUCGGCGGUCAUGAAGAACCAGGUUGCCAGGUUCAACGACCUUCGCUUCGUGGGCCGCAGUGGGCGAGGGAAGAGUUUCACACUGACCAUCACCGUGUUCACCAACCCCACCCAAGUGGCCACCUACCACCGAGCCAUCAAGGUGACCGUGGAUGGACCCCGAGAACCCAGACGGCACCGGCAGAAGCUGGAGGACCAGACCAAGCCAUUCCCUGACCGCUUCGGGGACCUGGAACGGCUGCGCAUGCGAGUGACGCCGAGCACGCCCAGUCCCCGUGGCUCGAUCAGUACCACCAGCCACUAUAGCAGCCAGGCCCAGACCCCCAUCCAAGGCACCUCGGACUUGAACCCGUUCUCCGACCCCCGCCAGUUUGACCGCUCCUUCCCAGCGCUGCAGACGUUCACGGAGAGCCGCUUCCCCGACCCCAGGAUGCAUUACCCCGGGGCCAUGCCGGCCGCCUUCCCCUACAGCGCCACGCCCUCGGGCAGCCUCAGCGUGGCCAGCAUGCCCGCCACCGGCCGCUUCCACCACACCUACCUCCCGCCACCCUACCCGGGGGCCCCGCAGAACCAGAGCGGGCCUUUCCAGGCCAACCCGUCCCCCUACCACCUGUACUACGGCGCAUCCUCCGGCUCCUACCAGUUCUCCAUGGUGGCCGGCAGCAGCAGCAGCGGGGGAGAGCGCUCCCCAACCCGCAUGCUGGCCUCCUGCACCAGCAGCGCCUCUGUCGCCGCAGGCAACCUCAUGAACCCCAGCCUGGGCGGCCAGAGCGACAGCGUGGAGGCGGACGGCAGCCACAGCAACUCCCCUACCGCCCUGAGCACGCCGGGCCGCAUGGACGAGGCCGUGUGGCGGCCCUACUGACCCCCCCGGGGUCCAAGCAGACGGCUCCCGGCGGAGGCAGGGACCCUACGAACCUUCCGGACAAGUGGCUGGCCCGGCUCCGAAGCUCCGAGCAGGAGUGGGACUUACACUCAGGCCAGUCCAUGGGCCCUGGGGCCACAAGGCCUGGGGCCUAGAGCUGGUGGGCGGCUCUGAGAGCAUCCAGUCCAGCCACGUCGUUGUACAGAUAGGUAGGGACCUCCCUCAGGACGCUGCCCCUAGCCCAGACCCUUGUCAUCUCAUCCCACGUUCCUGUGGGAAAGGUUAUCCUCCUGCCGCGCCCCCGGAAUGACCUGGCCCUCCCCAGCCAUGCCCGGUGCUAUCACAGGGCCCAGGUCCCCUGGGGCAGAGACCAUCUCUGUUCCAGAGAGAGGUGGCUUUUGUCCACACGGCUUGGCCUCUGACCCACGGGGCCCUGGAAAGACCUCCCCACCCGCUCCCCUUCCUCAGAGACCCUGUACCCAUGGGCCCAGCCCUUCCUUAGCAUUUAUGCAAAUUGAAUCAGAACUGGAAGGUCUCUCCACCCCUGAAAGGGUUUCCUUUCAUUGUAUAGAUGGGGACAGGGUCCAUCCAAGGGCUCCUGGAAGUCAACUGGCAGAAAUGGGAUGAGAAUACCCUCAAGCCAGUCUCCCCCCCCCCCCCCCCGGCUCCCGACCCGCCGCCCUGCGACCUACCCCCCGCCCCCACCAGCUCUGCUUCCCUAGAGUUCCUAACAGCCGGAAACUCCCACCCUGUCCCAGCUGUCUGCGGGUCCCAGGCCCCAGAAGAGACUAGCCAAUGGCAGCAGGUCCCUAAAACCAGGAAAAACACCUGCAGACAGGUCCUCCGUGCACUUUACCAGCCCAAGGCGUUUGCCCUCUGUUCUCUUGGUGGAGGGCCAAAGAUCCCCCCCCCACCCUUGCCCCCAGGCUGGUCUCAGAAUUGCCAUUUGUGGAAAGAGCGUGGGUCCCAGAGAGGUCUUGCAGAAGGCAUUGGUGAGAGGUCACGGGGUCAGAUUUUAGCAUCCCUGUCCCACCUUGGUCCAGCCAAGCUGUGCACACUCCCAAACCCCAGCCUUGUGGGCUGGCCCGGCCAGAUCUUCUAGCCUCUAACAGCGUUCCAUCUUGAACCGGUCUGGGCUCCAAAAGCAGGCUUGAACAAAAACCAGUUUUUAAAACUGAUUUUAGAAUAAGAAACAUCAAAUAUUUUCAAACCCACGGUCUCUUAGAGGUAAAGCCCUGCUGUAGCGAACAGCAUCCUGUCUGCCUUCUGGGAGUGGCAUUGUCAGGCCCUCCGGCAUCCCACCUACUCCCACCCAAGGGCCCACGUUGGUGGGGACCCAAGGGAACCCCAGGUGACACUAGAACUCACGUCUGCGGCUCUCAGAUAUCCACCCAAGAGGAGGUAGAGAGGUGGGGUGCUGGGGUGGCGGGCAGAGGGCCGGCCAGCACCUCAGCACGGCACACCCCCUGGCCUCAGGGAGGAAAGUGUUGCCCCUUUAAUUUGCAGACAGGAAAGCAGCACUUGCCCAGGCCUUCAGGCUACACAGAUACUCGAGUCUGAGUUUAGUUCGAAAAAGGCACAAGUGGAAAAGGACAAGAAAACCUGUCAGGGCUAGACAGCAUGUUGCGUGUGGUUUUCAGUCAUUGUUUCAGCCACAUCCUCUGUGGAUAUGACAACCUUCCCUCCUCCAUUGUCAUCUCUCUCAGAGCUCUCUGCCAGCCACGCCAUACCCCACCCCCGCCCCCAACCUGUAACAGAGGGCAGGUGAUGUGCCCAGCUAUGCACUCCGGCGAGUUAGGAAGUCCUUCUGGUGAUCUCACACCCCGCCCGCUGCAGUUUCUCUGGGCCUGUCCUCACUGGAAAAAAACAGUCUCCAUCUCAAGAUAGCUGCUGGGGUGUCCUGCUGACUCCCUGCACCCAGGGGGGGCUCCCCACCCCUUCUCAGGAAGCAGCUGCAAAUCCAUUGCCCUGGUUCCCCCCCGCCUGCCGCCACCAUGCCUCUUCUCCGUGGUUGCAGACUGGCCCCAGGCCUGCAUGGGAGGCGCCCUGGGGUUCCCAGUGCCCAGCACUUUGUAGCCCCACUCCGGAUUACUAGCCCUUCCUGAGAGCCAAGCCCUGGUAGGGGCAGAGACAGGAAAUAAAUGGAUCCCUCCUCCCACGUGCCCACCCCUCCCCCCCAACUAAAAGUGAUGACAGCCAUGCCGAGUCUGGUUUUAAGGCCCAUAGUGGGUGCAGACAGCUCGGGCUGCUAGAAAUGGGUCCUUAUUUACAAGGCUGCUUUAAAGUUGUCUUAGGCGAACACACUGAUUUAGAAAGCACAAGGAAAUGGAGGAGUUUUGAUAACCAUAUUACUGUAAACUUGGUGGUGGCGGGUACAGACCCUUGGUGACAUAUUGUCAUGUCGAGGUGUUAACACCUGCCACAUGCACAUCUUCGGUAAAACCGUCCCAGAGCUGGGGUGGGGUGGGGUGGGUGGGAACUGCUUUGCACUAUAAUUUGCUUAGGGUGUUUGUUUUCGAUGCACAACUUGCUGUAUGGUAAACUGUCCGUCCUCUGUUCUAUUUAACUGUAAAAUGGAAUUUUGACUGAUUUGUUACAAUAAUAUAACUCUGAGAUGUGUUGAAGGAUCCCAA